ACGUCACGGGAGCGCCCGAGCAGAGCGGUGGGGAAGCCACUAGUGGAAGAAGCUGGAAGAGACGGAAAACACGGAGACAGACACAAGACACGGACAGGAGACGGAGACACAGCCCCGAACACAGCGCCUCGUCCCGGCUGACCGUGUGCAGCCUUCCCCGGAGCUCGGACAUUGGCCGGAGACGAUAUGUGACCGCUCGGUUUUUCAGCUUUUUGUGUGUGUUGUUGUUCCUCCACAGACCUUAUUUCACAACCGAGGGCAGCCGCAGUGAGCACAUCAUCCUCGGCCUUGUGGAUUGUCUCUCUGCCUUUGUCUAAAGGGAUUCCCUAUUGAUCACUACGUCCUCACAAAGCCCAUGGAUUACAGUGAGGGUGUUGGAAACGCUUUUAAUACAGCUACAUCAACACUAUGACAUAUUUCAAGUCAAGAAAAGCCACAGCAGAAGACUGACAGGACUUUCUUUCUUCACAUUUCACUCUCACAUUUCAGAUAUUUUUGGGACACCCGUCUUACAUUUAUUUCCUGCGCUUUGUGUAGUUUUGAGCAUGCAUUUUUGAUUUAUUCAUUUGACCCAGAUCUCUGCAGUAAACGCCCCACUUUCUGUCAUCAUGUACGGUAGUUCCCGUUCUGUCUCAAAGCUGGAUGUUGUCGGAUCCAACGGUAACGGGUCGGCAUCUGGGAGUCCCGGUCGCUCCCCACCUCCUCGCUCCCCACGUCUGGGACACCGGCGGAACAGCAGCAGCAGCUCCACCGGUGGGCUUACUGGCACUGGGAAAACGUUAUCCAUGGAGAAUAUUCAGUCUCUGAAUGCUGCCUACGCUACUGGGGGCCCCAUGUACUUCACCGACACAGCUGACGAUCCGGUUGGCAUUGGGAGUCUGGGCAGUGGGCUGAAUCCCUCGCUGCCCAAAAGCACCAUGACCCUCGGCAGGGCCGGGGCCAGGGUCCCCUAUGGGGUCAGGGCGGCUGUCAUGGGGAGCAGUCCCAAUAUAAACACUGGGGGAAGUGCAGGAGCGGUUGUGCCCAGUGAUGCAAUAGUUGGCGGGGAACUGCAAAACCAGCCUCCACAGGCCGCUACAGUACCCCACUCCAUGAGACAGGUGAGAGACGGUGCCAUGUCUGACCUCCAGACUCAGCUAAGAGAAGUGCUACGAGAGAAUGAACUACUGCGCAGAGAACUGGAGGGCAAAGAGUCCAAGCUGAGCUCUUCCAUGAACUCCAUUAAGACAUUUUGGAGUCCAGAGCUGAAGAAAGAAAGAGCGCUGAGGAAGGAUGAAGCCACGAAGAUGGCUGUGUGGAAGGAACAGUACAGAGUGGUUCAGGAGGAAACACAGCAUCUUCAGUGCACCAUCCAGGCUUUACAAGAUGAGCUCAGGAUCCAGCGCGAUCUCAACCAGCUCUUCCAGUCCGAUUACUCCGAGUCCGGCCGCCUCAGCCAAUCCAUCCCUCCUCAAGAAAUGACGGAGGAGAACUUCCUGCGUCUCCACGGUGAAUACGAGCGGCAGGUUAAGGAACUCUUCCUCCUGAGGAAGACUGUUGAAGAAAUGGAGCUGAGGAUAGACACACAGAAACACACACUAACUGCCAGGGAUGAGUCAAUAAAGAAGUUACUGGAAAUGCUGCAGAGUAAAGGCCUGUCUGCUCGGGCGACCGAGGAGGACCACGAGCGAACGAGGCGACUGGCCGACGCUGAGAUGACCAUCCACCAGCUGGAGGGGUUUCUGGAGCAAAGAGACAAGGAGAUGCUACAACUCAGAGAGGAGCUGCACAGGAGAUACGAAGCAGCUCCAGAAUCAACCAAGACCAAGGCCCUGCAGACAGUCAUCGAGAUGAAGGAUGCAAAAAUCAGCUCGAUGGAGCGCGGCAUGAGGGAGCUGGAGGAGGAGGUGAUCAUGCUCAAGUCCAACGGAGCUCUGAGCAGCGAGGAGAGGGAGGAGGAGAUCAAACAGAUGGAGGUCUACAGAUCCCACUCCAAGUUCAUGAAGAACAAGGUUGAGCAGCUGAAGGAAGAGCUAACUCACAGCCAGUCAGAGAAGGAGGAGCUAAAGCAUCGAGUCAAUGAGCUUCAGCAGGAGGUGUCUGCAAUUGAACAGGCGAAGCAGGAGCUGAGUCGUAAGGACAGCGAGCUGCUGGCUCUCAGGACCAAACUGGAGACUCUGAACAACCAGUUUUCUGACAGUAAACAACAUGUGGAUGUACUGAAGGAGUCACUCACUGCCAAGGAACAGAGAGCUGCCAUACUACAGACUGAGGUGGAUGCUUUGCGUCUUCGUCUGGAAGAAAAGGAGUCUCUUCUGUCUAAAAAGAGUCAGCAGAUAUCAGAGCUGACGGAGGAGAAAAGUACUCAACAAGGAGAGAUCACCGACCUCAAAGACAUGCUGGACGUCAAGGAACGCAAAGUCAAUGUGCUACAGAAGAAGAUAGAGAACUUGCAGGAUCAGCUGCGGGAUAAAGAGAAACAGCUGAGUGGCCUGAAAGACCGAGUCAAGUCUCUGCAGACGGACACCUCCAACACAGACACCGCACUGGGAACACUGGAGGAGGCUCUGGCCGAGAAGGAACGUAUCAUCGACCGGUUGAAGGAGCAGCGCGAAAGGGAGGAGAAGGAAAAGGGGGACGAGAUGGAGUCCAGUAAGAAGGAGCUGAAAGAGCUGAGGGAGAAAGUCUCCCAGCUGCAGGCUGACCUGGCUGACCGUGAGACGUCAGUGUUGGAUCUGAAGGAGAAAGCUUCUUCUUUAGCCUCCUCGACUCUGAAGAAGGACAACAGGCUGAAAAGUCUGGAAAUCAGCCUGGAGCAGAAGAGAGAGGAGUGCAUCAAACUGGAGAACCAGCUGAAGAAGGCUCAGAGUGCAGCGGCCGAGUCCCAGGCCAGCACUGAACUCUCUGAACGCAUCUCCUGCCUGGAGCAGGAAGUGACCCAGCACAAAGAGGAUGCUGGGAAAGCCCAAUCUGAGGUGGAACGACUUCUGGAGAUCCUCAGGGAGAUGGAGAAUGAAAAGAACGACAAGGAGAAGAAGAUCCACGAAUUGGAGAGAAAUCCCUCUGCCUCUCAUUUGUGGCGUUCUCAGCAGUCGCGAAAACAAGCCCCUCCCCCUGCUGCCUCUCAGCAGCCAAUGGGGGGGCUGGUGUGGGACUACUUGGGCACUCUUGCCUCAAGGAAAGUAAAGCACAGGAGUCGAAGAGUGGCCAACCUGAAGCACAGGAGGCAGCUAAAGAACAGGAACGCCCAGCUGAUGGAGGAGGCCAAGAAGAGAGAGGACAAUCUCAACGAAAGCUCCCAGCAGAUAAAGGACUCCCUCCGUCAUAAGGAGGAUCGCAUGGAGCUGGAGGAGGCGCUGAGGGAGAGCGUUCAGAUCACAGCAGAGAGGGAGGUGGUUCUCGCCCAGGAGGAGCAGGCCCGAACACAAGCCGAGAAACAGGUGGAGGACCUGCUGGUUGCCAUGGAGAAGGUAAAACAGGAACUGGAGGUGAUGAAAGCCAAGCUGUCAUCAACGCAGCUCUCACUGGCCGAGAAGGAGGGUCACCUGACCGCCCUGCGGGCCGAGAGGAGGAAGCACCUGGAGGAGGUCCUGGAGAUGAAGCAAGAAGCACUGCUGGCAGCCAUAAGUGAGAAAGACGCCAACAUCGCCCUACUAGAGCUCUCCUCGUCCAAGAAGAAGAAAACCCAGGAAGAGGUGGCAGCUCUGAAAAGGGAGAAGGAUAGUCUGGUUCAGCAGCUCAAACAGCAGACACAGAACAGGAUGAAGCUGAUGUCCGACAACUACGAGGACGACCAUCUGAAGGUCGCGUCUCCAAACUCAGAGCAGCCCAACAAUCACAAGCCCUCUCCAGAUCAGAUUCUCUCUCCUCUCCUGGAUCUCAAUCAGAAUCGCAGUAAACUGAAGCUGUACAUCAGUCACCUGACCUCCCUGUGUCAGGAGCGAGACCCAAUCAUAUUGCAGGACUUUGCCCCGCCCCCCGCCUAUCACCGCCCUGACUCCGCCUCCUGGCAUACGCAGCUGCACAGCAUGACGCAGGAACAGUUGGAGGCGGAGUUAGCUCUGUGUGAGAGGGAGGGGGCGGAGCUCCAGGAGUACGCCAACCAGGUCCUGCAGCAGAUCGCCGACCGGUGCCCCGACAUUUUGGAACAAGUCGUCAAUGCCUUGGAGGACAGCUGCUGACAGACCAACACACACGCUGACUUACAUCCACACAUUCAUUAGCGUUUAAAGUCAGAAGGCAAGAAAACACGCAGCAAACAUCGAACACUCAGUCGCACACACAGAACCAUCACAAGUCUCCAGCUGUACCCCAUAAUAAUCCCCUCGUACACAAAUGAAAUCACAGUGUUGGAUGAAGAUGAAGACUUUCCCUUCCUUGGCUCUUCUGUUACCUGCUGUUCUGUUACCCGCUCUUCAGUCAUCUCAUUUCCACAGUCGGGAAAAGCGGAUGUAAGAAAAAAAAAUCCUGUUAUUACUGAAAGAUAUUCCUCCGCAGUGUCUUUAGUCGCUAUGAUUUUGAACAAACUGUGCCAGCUGAAGGAAAUAAUGUUCAUUUUUCAGUUCAAAGUGCUCUGUUGGCAUGCAAGUUAAUUGGAAAUAGUUGAUGUUCUUCAUGUAUUUUCCGAAAAAAAAACAAACAAACAAACUCUGACACAGAAGGAGCCUUCACUGCACUCGCCAUCUGGGACGCUUCACAGCGGCCAUCUUGUGUCCUGGCGAUGAGCAGUCGGACUCUGGGAAAAUUUUCUGAAACCUUAUUAAAUAGGGUGAAUAGGGUUGAGUUUGCCACGUUGUUUCUGAUGUUAGACUUACAUUCUGUUGCCACAUUGUUAUUUGAUUGGUGCAGAUACAAAAGUGUGUUUAUUUCAGCUGCCUUUAGCUCCUUACAUCAUUUGCUGCUAUCUUUUAAACUUUUCGCCUCUGUUUUUCUUUUUUCCGUCUCUUGUGUUUCUUUUUUCUUCUUCAGGUGUCUGAUGAAAUGUCCCGACUUGUAGUUUCCUUCAGCAGUAAUCUCUAGAUAGUUGUGUAAAUUGCAAAAGCGAGAGGUUUAAUUAACAGAUACACAGCUUUCAUCAGGGAGGAACACGACACUUUAAUCUAUUUGUUUUCCAUUACUGAUGAAAGGCACAAACUACAAUAUAUCUCGCAAUGCUCCCUUUAUUAAAACACACCAGUGUAGAUGGUUUGUGUUUCUUUUUAACCUCAAAAAACAUCUUGUCUUGUUCACUUACAGAAGUUAGGUUGAGUUCAGAUGAUUCCUCACAAAAAUCCCUUUUUGUGACAAUCCCUUUAGAGUUAACACGAGGUGAAAUCUGAACUUACCCACUUACUGGAACAUCUUUUGUUUUCUUUCUUUCCUGGGAGGGAGGGGAUAUAAAAAUAAAUGUUAAAUAAAUAUAUUUUUUGCUUUUGGUAAUAUAUAUAAAACACUAAUCUUGUUUUAAUUGAAGAUGUUGUCCGCUAUUGGUUGGUAUGCUACAUAACGUGUCAGAGUCUUUUCUUGUCUGGUUUGCGAGUUAACACAGAUUUGUUCCAUAAGCAGGACGCUGUUACUGGGAACGUAUGUUGCACCUACACGAGGCUCUGCGUCCACCGGGAGCAUUUUCUCAGAACCGGUUUCUUGUUCUUGUUGUUUACAGUGGAAAUGACACUCUGCAUGUUUCCCACAGUGCUGACAGCCUUAGCAUGAUUUAAACGCUUACGGCACUGAGCACUAGAGGUUCAGAUUGUUUCGACUUAAAGCAAAAAUUCCUCUAACAGUCUGUUUUUUUCAGUCUUACAAUGUAGUGAAGCCACGACACAGGAACCGUUCAGCUGCUCCCUGCAAAGAAACACCUGGUGGACACAAAGCCUCGAGUCUCGGAUUUACACCGCAAACUCAAAUCUGACUGCACACCUGGAUCUGAUUUGAAGGUAUAAAAGAAACAGAGGGUUUAGUGUUUUGGCACCAAAUCAGUGAUUCAAAACUGCUCUAAGUCACAUGGGUGUAAAAGAGGAGUUUCAUUUCAAACGCGUGUCAAAUCACCUGAUAUCGGACAGAAUUUCUUCAAAAUUCUGAAACGUUUCGAAGAUUUAGUGACACUUCAAACUUUAAGUAAAGUUAAAACAUGGUGAGCGUUUUAUUUUGACAUGAAACUUCAUCAGAUAUGAGCUUGUGUUGUAAAUUCAGUAUUUUGUUGUCUGUUUUAUACUGAUAAUGUUUGUCACUGGGAAUGCCAAUGACUGGGACUCACUUUGAAUUUCUUGUGGAUUGAAAAUUGGAAUGAACGAAUGGAAUAAAAUAUGGAUUUAUCUUUA
This is a messenger RNA of Acanthochromis polyacanthus (spiny chromis), 6278 nucleotides long. RefSeq names its product ELKS/Rab6-interacting/CAST family member 1-like. Gene Ontology annotation, biological process: neuromuscular synaptic transmission; maintenance of presynaptic active zone structure; regulation of synaptic plasticity. Gene Ontology annotation, cellular component: cytoskeleton of presynaptic active zone. Gene Ontology annotation, molecular function: structural constituent of presynaptic active zone. Lineage: Eukaryota; Metazoa; Chordata; Actinopteri; Pomacentridae. The record is from RefSeq and is a predicted model, not a curated record.